Molecule: messenger RNA, 8085 nt
Organism: Culex pipiens pallens (northern house mosquito)
Lineage: Eukaryota; Metazoa; Arthropoda; Insecta; Diptera; Culicidae
Product: MAP/microtubule affinity-regulating kinase 3-like
Exons: 18
Coding region: 845-4495 (1216 amino acids)
Biological process (GO): protein phosphorylation; intracellular signal transduction; microtubule cytoskeleton organization
Cellular component (GO): cytoplasm
Molecular function (GO): ATP binding; tau-protein kinase activity; protein serine/threonine kinase activity
Source: RefSeq, a predicted model, not a curated record
GCGAACAACAAGCGUACGCGCGCGGUCCGUAACGAAACGAAACUAUACCUCUACAAGGAGGAGGAACCUGGUCAACGGAAUUUUUGUGGGAGCAGGUCGAACGAACGAGCAGUGCUUCCCGUUGAGGCGUCCAGAAGUGCGGCGUCCGCUAGGUCCGUGAUCCUCGGUGGACAUAGUGCGUGGAGUGCGAGCGAGGUUAUGUAACAAACCCUACGACGACGGUAGCAGCAACGCGAAUCUCCGCCGAAACGGUGUCAAUUUACAAGUUUUACCAAAUUUUCGAGUAGUUCGAGUAGUGUGGGUAGUGAGAGUUUUUAUAUACCUGUGAGUGAUAUCUGUGAUCCCCGAACUUCCCGCAGGGAAGCGAGUUUUUUUUAAUUGAAACGAAGAAGAGCCAGCUUUAAUAACGAGCGAAGAUCAAACGAAUCAAGAAAUUCAGCUAGAGAAGCGAGCGAGCUGUUUAUUAUUCCAGUGUGGGCGCGGAUCACCUUGAUACGAAGAUCCAGCAGUGGAACCUAGAAGUGUGUAUAGUGGUGCACGAAGAAGCUCCGAUAGCUCUGUGUUUGUUGGCAGAUCGUGUGCACGAUCGCGCGCGGGAUUAAGCUAAUUUACAAUCAUUCCCAACCCCGCGCGAGAGAUAUACAGAGGAAGCUCAGGUGUCGGAGUCGCUGUCGGAGUUGGCGUGAUUAAGUCAGCAAAUAUUUGCGUUUUCAGCGAGCUCGAGCUACACGGGGCGACACCAGCAUCAAGUCAAGGUCGCGGCAUGUGCCGAAGCAGCUAGUACGUCCCACGUGACCUCGCUUCCCCCCCUUCCCGGUGCCACGGGAAGCGGCGGAACUGUAGCAUGUACGAGGUGGCAACCCUCGCGGGCAACAAACUAGACGCGGCGUACGCCAUCAAGAGCUUGUCCAGUAUCAUGGGGCAAAUUUCGAGCACCCCGACGGGGACCAACAACAACCACCACCACGCGGCGGUCGGACGAAACGGGAAGAAGAUCUACCACCGGCACUCGUCGGUGCAGCCGGCGCUGGCGAACAUCAAACUGCUCAAGAAGGAGAACUCGUUCAGCGGGAAGGAGCACCACAUCAAGGAUCCGCUGCACAAGGCUCGGACGGAGAGUAAAAACAUCGAUCAGUUGCUGCUGAGCAACGGGGCGGCGGCCCCGCCCGUCAGUACCGCGACCACGCUGAGUAACGACCUGAACCUCAGCCGGGACGGAACCAAAGACUCCUGUGCCGUGUUCAGCUCGACGAGCAGCAAAGAGUUCUUCAAAUCGGGCGAAGCCUACCACAAGACUGACGGUUGUUACUACAAAACGUUGGACAACGGUUACCACAAGUUACCUUCCGAUUCGUACCACAAGAUGACCGAGGGGUGCUACGUCAAGCUGCCCGACGGCAGCUUCCGAAGGUUAGACGACAAGGUACACUCCCUAGAUGCCAACACCGUGCUCGGCGCUUCCACCGGCGAGAAACGGUCCACCGGAUCCGCAGCGGAUCACUCCACCACCGGUCGGAACGACGACUCCGGCGUCCAGUACCGGGUCAAGAACCCGAUGAUGAAGUUUCUCAAACGCUCCAAGUCCCACACCCCCGCCACGAUAGCCCAGCUCCAGAAGGAGAAGGAAAAGAACCGACUCAGUACAAUCCAAUCGCCGGCCGUGGACGCUGGUCGUCCGCCCGUAUCCCACCAGCAACAGCAGCAGGUUCUGCCGUCGCACCAGCAUCACCACUCGCACCAUCACCAGCAGGACUGCGCCGCAUCAGCGACGACGAAAUCAUCCCAGCAUUCCAGCAGCAGUAGUCAUAGUCAGCAGCCGGCGCCGAACCAGAACCGGCGCGUCAUGGUCACCAUGAUCGACGGUGGGCUGCCGGUGGUCGCCAAAAGCAAACCCAUCCACGAUAAACCAAAAAGUGCCAAAGCCCGCGCCCAGGAUGCCAGUAGAGAUAAGGGUUCACCAAAUAUGCAGAUGCGCGGCACGGGCGCCCGGUGGCGGCCGGCCGAGGAGCACAUCGGCAAGUACAAACUGCUGAAGACGAUCGGCAAGGGCAACUUCGCGAAGGUAAAGCUGGCGAAGCACGUGCCCACCUCGAAGGAGGUCGCGAUUAAGAUCAUCGACAAGACGCAGCUGAACGCGUCCUCGCUGCAGAAGCUGUACCGGGAGGUCCGGAUAAUGAAGCUGCUGGACCACCCGAACAUCGUCAAGCUGUUCCAGGUGAUCGAGACGGAGAAGACGCUGUACCUGGUGAUGGAGUACGCGUCCGGCGGCGAGGUGUUCGACUACCUGGUGCUGCACGGCCGGAUGAAGGAGAAGGAGGCCCGGGCCAAGUUCCGCCAGAUCGUGUCCGCCGUCCAGUACUGCCACCAGAAGCGAAUCAUCCACAGAGAUUUAAAAGCGGAGAACCUGCUGCUCGACAGCGAGAUGAACAUCAAGAUUGCCGACUUUGGCUUCUCGAACCAGUUCACGCCCGGCUCGAAGCUGGACACGUUCUGCGGGUCGCCGCCGUACGCCGCCCCCGAGCUGUUCCAGGGCCGCAAGUACGACGGGCCCGAGGUGGACGUGUGGUCCCUCGGCGUCAUCCUGUACACGCUCGUCAGCGGGUCGCUCCCGUUCGACGGGGCCACGCUGCGGGAGCUGAGGGAGCGCGUGCUGCGGGGAAAGUACAGAAUCCCCUUCUACAUGUCGACAGACUGCGAGAACCUGCUGAAGAAGUUCCUCGUCCUCAACCCGGCCAAGCGGGCCAGCCUCGAGUCCAUCAUGAAGGACAAGUGGAUGAACAUGGGCUACGAGGAAGACGAGCUGACGCCCUUCACCGAACCUAAGCCCGAUCUGAAGGAUCAGAAGCGGAUAGGUAAGACGGAAGCGCUAGUCGCGAUGGGCUACAAUAGGCAAGACAUAGAAGAAUCAUUGACAUUCACCCGAUACGAUGAUGUAUUCGCCACUUAUCUACUUCUCGGAAGAAAGAGCACGGACCCGGAGUCCGACGGGUCCCGGUCCGGGUCGUCACUGUCGCUACGUAAUAUCGCCGGCAACGAGGGCGCCACGGCCGGCAACUCGCAGGUGCAGAGCCCGACGCACCGCGGAGUCCACCGGAGUAUAUCGGCGUCCAGUACAAAACCGAGCCGGCGGGCAUCGAGUGGGGGUGAAACCUUACAGAUCUUCCAACGCUUCAUUGCAGGCGUCGGACCGGCGGCAGCGGUUGCGGCCGCGGCGGCAGCAGCAGCCGGCGGUGGGGCCGGCGUCGUCGGGGGAACCGGCGGAACCGCCGGCACCGGGUCCGCCUCGAGCGGUGGUGCCGGUGGGGCGGCCGGCAACGGAACCACCGGAACGACUGGAGCGGGCAGCGGUGGUGGAGGCGGCGGCGGCGGAGGCACUUCCAACAGCACGACCGCCAGCAGCAACAACCACAGCAGCUCGGGCACCAGCAGCGGCACGUCGGAGCGGGCGUCAGUUAGCAGUAAUUUCAAGCGACAGAAUACUAUAGACUCAGCCACCAUCAAGGAGAACACGGCCAGACUAGCCGCACAAAACCAGAGGCCGGCGUCGAGCAUAACCAAACCGAUCACUUCGGCGGAUAACUCAUCGAUCUCCAGCCCGGCGAAGCCCCGUACCACCAGUACGACCAGCGGCAAGUUCGACCCGAGCAACGGCUCGCGGACGGUGGGCCCGAGCGCCGGCCUGAUGCCGCGCCGGUCCACCACGCUGUACGAGAAGACCUCGUCCACGGAAAAGACAAACUCCACCACGGACUCGACCUUCAUUGGUCCGAUACCGGAAUUUACCCGCGGCAGCUCGGCCGGCGCCGGCAGUGGCAAAGGUCACGUGAAGAGUGCGUCCGUCUCGAGCCCGGGACCGUCGGCCGACAGUAGUGCCAACAGCGCCGCCACAACCGAUCCCCUCCGUCAAAGCAUGGUGAAUCGCAAUAGUCUUACACCAGCCGUUAAUUCUUCCAGACAACCGGUUGCAUUUCCCAGGAAUGUUCCAUCGCGAUCGACUUUCCACUCGGGCCAAACCAGAUCCAGAAACAGUACGGCAUACUCCGGAGCAGGAGGCAACGUCGGCGACUCGCCACACACUGGCAAGACUUUCCUACAAAGACUUACUACCAGAUUCAGCAAACGGCCCAACGAAGGCCAACCAAAUACUUCAUCAAAUAGCAGUGGCUCGACCGGCGUCGGCGAGGAGCCGGUGAAGCCCCGGGUGCUCCGGUUCACCUGGUCCAUGAAGACGACGUCGCCGCGGCUGCCGGACGAGAUCAUGGCCGAGAUACGGUCCGUGCUGGACAAGAACAAUUGUGAUUACGAGCAGCGGGAGAGGUUCGUGCUGCUGUGCGUGCACGGUGACCCGAACACGGACUCGCUCGUCCAGUGGGAAAUCGAGGUCUGCAAGCUGCCCCGCCUGUCGCUGAACGGAGUGCGGUUCAAGAGAAUAUCGGGCACCAGCAUCGGCUUCAAGAACAUUGCCUCGAAGAUCGCGUACGAUCUACGCCUGUGACUCGAUACAAAAUCGGAGGAGUACCACUCGGUCGGCAGCGAUCUUGGCGGCGGCCCGGACGAUAGCGACCGAGGGGGUGGUGGCGAAGGCGGCGGAGACGGUAGCGGAAGUGGCAGCGGUGGCGACGAAAAUGUGAGUUCUUCCCCACGGAUUGACGGGGAAUCGGAGAGGAAAAACAGUGGUGGCGACGGUGAGCGGAAGGGUUCCGCGGGCGAUUCUAGUACUACAAAAACGAUGAAAAUUGGCCACGCCCAGCAGCAGCAGCAGCAGCAGUACUACUACUAUCAACAGCCGGAAAAGUUUAAAUUUGGCAAUCGAGAGGGCGCGGGCGGCGGCGGUGGCGAAAAGGUUGCAUAUAACAGUAUAUUCACCUCGCUGCUGAGAACCACCACGCUGUAAAUAAGGUGAGCUUUGUGUCGUGAUUGUGACGGAGGGAAAAAUUUAGAAACUAAUCUAAAGAUUAGAGCAGAAAUAUUGAAAAAGAAUGUUCUUUUUUUACAACCGUUAGAGUAACUUUAAAAACAUCCAAACAUGCAGUAAAUGAUAGUAUUUCCAUCGUCGUUGAAGACUAACCAAAUAACACAGAAUUAGAGAGAGAAAGCUAAAAUAUUAGUGGCGAAAACUAUGGUCUUCAGUGUCCUCACGUCGUCGUCGUCGUUGGUGAAUCCAUUCGUUUUAGGCAGCCACACAGUUUUACUCGAAUCCAGUAGGGCACUGUUUUGUAGCGCAAUCCUCUAUUGUUUGUAGCAAAACGAGAGAAAGAGAUUUAAAAUAUUCGCGUCUAAACAAAAAAAAAAUAGAACAUGUUAAUUGCACAGUACAGUUUUAAAUGUCAGAACUAAAAACACACUCACACAUACACCUGAAUAAAGUAAUAUAACACACACACUCAUGCGGCUCAUCACACGAACAAAAAAAAUGCCUUUCAACCGACCACCUCAGACCACGCCCACGUUUCAUUUCACACAAAUCUUUCUCUCACGUACACUUGUGGAUAAAAAAAAGUAAUAACAAACAAGACUAAAAAAUCCAACCACGUGCGCUCCCAUAUUUUCGUCAACAACCUAGGAAAAUAUUAACCAAACAAACGAAAACGACUGAUUUUAUUGGUGAGUUUACCACAAUAACAACAAACAAACAAAAAAAUAAUCGUGCACCCAAGCCACGCCCCUUUCCGCGCGGAUGUGUGUAGUACUAGUAGAGCCACGCCCCCUCUUUUCCUGAUUUCUCUCCCCUCCCUCUGACGCGUUGCGUCGUCAUCGUUUGGUAGGUAGGUCGAAUCUAUCAAAACUGAUUUUUAUCGAGCGUUUGCGCUACUCGCCGCUAGGGGCGUUAGAAUCAGUGUAUUUGUAGUACUAGAAUGUAGCGGCUCCAAAUAUGAUGCAUAGCUGUUGUAUUUUCUUUCAAGCCUCCCGUCGUUGUGUGUGUGCGCGCGCGAACGAAUGUGUGUAGUACUAGAAUGCCGCAUAAAUAAAAAACCUGUUUCUUACUGUACUGUAGUACUAGAACGGUAAGACGUCGUAACGCAGUUAAAGUAGUUUUUCAGUGUAUAUUUCUUCACGCACUCUCAUCGACGCUUCUUCGCUCGCAAACAUGGCCGACGUAAACCUCUUUUCUCAUCGCGCAAUAAUAAAAAGUUUCUUUUUGCAAUUUACGCCCCCGUUUUGAAGGCGUGCUCACGCCGCAGCUUGCGUUUGCUACCAAAUUUAGUGCAAUUUAGUGAGGUUUUGGUUGGGAAAAACGACCCCGAAAACGGCAGUUGGUGAGGGACGCCGCCGCCAUUUUGAAUUUCACGUUGCGUCGCCAUGUCCAUCGCUCGCUCUCGCUUCGAGACGCUAAACUCAUUUUACAACCUAUAUAUAAAGUUUCAUUCACUCACUCACUCACUCACACACACGUAACCGCAACAGUAAGCAUGUAAAUCUCAUUAAUCGUUAGAGUGAAUAGAAUAUAAUAAUGAGUAAAAAAAUGAAAAAAAGGUUAAAUGAACGAGAAAAUUUAAAUUUAUGAGGAAACUUGCAGAAAAUAAGAAACUAGAAAAAAUUUAAAACCAUAAUAUAUAAUUGAUGAAAAUUAAAAGUAAAAGCAACAAAAACUGACUAUUUAUUUUCUAAAGUAACAAAAAAUUGGAACGAUAUGUUGAACAAAACAAAAACGCGAAAAAGAUUUGUACAUUGAGCGCGGAACCUACUAAAAAUUAGAAUGCAAAAUUCACUAAACGUUCUUCUACGAAAACAAAACAAAAAAGUAUAACCAGCAGCGCAGACAACAGAAAAGAAUAUCUUCUUCAACGUUAAAGUAAACAAAAGAAAAAUACACAAAGUGAUAAGCUCCCCCGUACGAUGAAAAAGAGAAAAAAAAGAAAGAUGGAAAAACAUGAAACUUAUGCAUAAAGAAAAAAAAACAAGCGAAUUAGAAAAUAAACAUUAUUACUAUGGAAAAAAAAACAACAAAAAGCUAUAUAAAAACUAGUUAUUGUUAGAUUACAGAAAGUGCAAGAAUUCAAACAAAACAAAAAAAAACAAGUUUUCACGUACGAAUAAAAUUGAAAAGCAAACACAUACACACAUACAAACACAUAGUCUUACUAUCUCACACACUGAAACAAAAUCACGCAGCAGAUUUAACCGAAAACAAACACGAAAUCUUACGAAAUUCUGCAAAUGUUUGAAAUUUUUCUUUUCAAGCAGCACCACCACAAGAAAAAAAAUAUCGACAACAUUUUUGUUCCUUUUCCGAUUAAUUUAAAAAAGUUACCUCCCAUGCCGAAAAAACCGCUGGAGAUAAACGUUAAAAAACAAGUAUCGUGUUUUUGCAUUUCAACCAAAAAAGUAAACAAAAGCGUAAACAACUCAAGCUUGAUUUGUAAAUAUUAAAAAAGAGCAAAACUGCAAGAAAAAAAAUUGCUGGGGAGCGAAGCCGCCGGCAGCAAGAGCGUGGCUUCAAAAUAAGUAAACAAAAAAAGAAAGAGAAAAUCCUUAGAUGUAAACAUGUUUUAAGUGUAAUAACCUUCCCCCCACAGAAAUCCCACUUUUCCCCCAACACAACCCCUCUCGCUCACUCCCUUUUAUUAUUAUGCGUUUUUAUUAAGUGAUUGCGCCCAAUAGCCGCGAUAAACGUGCAUCCUCUGACCGCGCACUGAAGUUUUCAGCAGGGUCGAAUCUAGUUUAGUAGACAAAGUUUCCUUUAUAUUUUAAAGCCCUUCUUUGUUUCUGUUGACUGUUGGACCUACUUUCCCUCACCCAAGCUAGAAAUCCCUACCGCUUUCCUUCCCUCGAACCCCGUUUUUUCCUGCUCCGAGUUUGUGUAACGUUUUUGCGCAAGAAAGAAAAAAACAAACCAUACUCUUGCGUGUAAAAUUAUGAAAGUAUCAUUUAGCAAGAGAAAAAAAACAAAAUGAGGAUCAAGAUGUAAUAAAAAAAAGGAAUGAAAAAUUAUGAAAAAAAAAAACAAAACACAAGCGACAGAGAUAAACAAGAAGAAAAAAAACACUUUGUGGUGAUGGCUAAUCCUUUUUUUAUAAUUAUGAUUAUGAUUUUUUCUCAGAAAAUAAAUAAAGUGAAAAAAUGUUUCAAAUAAAGAAAAUAUAA